UCAGUAGCUAAAUUUGUUUCGUUGGAGAAAGAUGUUUGCCUAUUACGCUCUCGCAGUUAUUGCUUUCCUGAUAAUUUACUAUUUAGUAUUAAAACAUGAUCAUAGUAAUAAGGAACCACCUGGGCCAAAACCAUGGCCAAUUAUAGGAAAUCUGCUCGAUUUGGCAAAGGCAUCGGAUAACAUGACCUUAUCAAUGGGAACACUGGCAGAAAAAUAUGGGGAAAUAUAUUCCUUAAAGAUAGAUGGGAUCCAAAAGGACAGUCAUCCUCACAUCGAAAGAAGCCAUACAAACCAUCUUCACCAAUGAAGCCACCUUUGCUCGAGAUUUCUCUGGAAUGUUUGCAGAUCGAAGUUUUAAUAAAAAUUUAGGAAUUGCCCUUUCUGAAGGAGAAGUUUGGGAAAAGUUGAGACCUUGGGCGUUUAAAACUUUACGAGAAUUCGGUUUCGGCAAAUCUUCCGACAUGGAACAUUUCAUUCAGGAUGCAUCCCAGCGCUUAUUCGCCUCAAUUGACGACAAGAUCAGAACUGAUAAGAAGAGUUGUGACCUCGAUGUCGAGCUUCUCUUCAACGAUUCCAUUCUUUCGAUCAUGUGGCAAAUGAUUGUUGGUCAGCUUUCUCCAAAGACGAACCGUACAUCAAAACACUAGCGGAGAAAGGAGAUGCUUUCAUUCGAGCCAGCAUUUUUGGGACAGGGAUCGUCAAUGCAUUUCCAUUUUUGAGAUUCGUCUUUCCAAAGGCGUUAGGAUACGAUGUGCAAAUGGAUUAUUUCAACACGUCAAAUACAGUCGCACUAAACUUGUUCAAGGAAAUGCAAGAAAAAUGGACUACAUCACAUAUAACCCCGACAAAUUUAUUGGAAGCCUUUGUUCAAAAUUGUAGCACGGAUCCGAAGAUUUUUAAUAGUGAAAAUUUCCAGCUCACAUUUCAAGACUUGCAUCUCGCCAGUACCGACACGUCCAGCACUUACAUGGAGUUUGUGAUGCUGUACCUCGUAACUUAUCCGGAUGUACAGGAGAAGAUUUAUCGAGAAAUUUUAAAAGUUGCCCCGGAUGGGAGAGCCUUUCGUUUUUCAGAUAGAAAAGAGAUGCCGUACCUUCAAGCCUUCUUCUUGGAGACGCAUAGGAAGGGUCGAGUCCUCCAGAAUCUGUUGCCUCGUCGCGCUCUGUCAGAUCUUGCUUAUAAGGACUACAUUAUUAAAAAGGAUACCAUUAUCAUGGCCGACACGCGGCUGUACAAUGAAAGCGAAGAAAAUUGGACAGAUCCCGAUGCAUUCAGACCGGAACGUUUUCUUAACGAGGACGGACAAGUUGUGAAUGCAGGAAAUAUUAUCUCUUUUUCGUUUGGGAAGAGAAACUGUCCUGGAGAACUGCAUGCGAACAUUGUUGCCUUUUUGUUGACCACCUCACUUCUGCAACGGUACAAGUUGAGCGUUCCGAAAGGUCAUGAAAAGCCCAGGUUAGACAUGAGGCCUGGAUUAACUUUAAAACCGUACCCGUUUCAAGCCACAUUUGCCAAGCGAUAGGAUAAGGACAUCAAGUACUUAUAAGUUUUGAUAAGGUUAGAUAAGGAAUUAUAUUUGUCACAUGUGUAUGUUUUUCUAAAUUUCGAAGUAAUUUGUAAAGAUGGUGUUACUCGUAAUAAUAUGAGCUGUAUUUUGCCGAUAUGCUCGCCAAUUGAA
This is a messenger RNA of Folsomia candida, 1678 nucleotides long. Its product is annotated as cytochrome P450 2U1. Gene Ontology annotation, molecular function: oxidoreductase activity, acting on paired donors, with incorporation or reduction of molecular oxygen; iron ion binding; monooxygenase activity. The record is from RefSeq and is a predicted model, not a curated record. NCBI's taxonomy places the organism in Eukaryota, Metazoa, Arthropoda, Collembola, Entomobryomorpha, Isotomidae. The transcript is spliced from 9 exons. The coding region runs from base 758 to 1522 and encodes 254 amino acids.